AUGGCUCGGGCAGAAGAAAGGCUCAAUCAGCUACAAGCACAACCUAAUGCAAGUAUCACCGGCACGGCGUUAGGCCAGCCGUCUUUCAUCAAGUACAUGAGUAUCGACACCCAUGCAGAUGCGGCGAAUUUUGAAGCCACGACGAACGGGCUGUUCCAGGCGGGCGGUGCCAGUGUUGCUCAGCAAAAUCAACAUCAGGAGACAGAUUGGAGCGCUGACAGCUGA
Molecule: messenger RNA, 225 nt
Organism: Baudoinia panamericana UAMH 10762
Lineage: Eukaryota; Fungi; Ascomycota; Dothideomycetes; Mycosphaerellales; Teratosphaeriaceae
Exons: 3
Coding region: 1-225 (74 amino acids)
Source: RefSeq, a predicted model, not a curated record